GGGAGGGAAGUGAUCCGAUUCAACCGCCAUACAGAGAGCCGCAACCCGAAGAUAAAUAAACGAGCUUCUAACCCUAGGUUGGUCUCUCUCCUUUCUCAUAUAAAAGGCCAUAGCAAAGUAAAAAAGAAUACAGAAAAAGCAGAAGCAGCAAAAUUAAGUCGACCAUGGCGAACGGUGAUAUUCCUGAAGAUGCCAAUGGGCAUUGCCCUGGUACCCGAUCAGAUUCGGCAGGAAAAUCUGACGCUUGUCAAGGUUGUCCUAAUCAAGAAGCUUGUGCCACUGCCCCAAAAGGCCCUGACGCAGACUUGGUUGUCAUUGCAGAAAGGAUGGCUAAUGUAAAGCAUAAGAUACUUGUUUUAUCAGGGAAGGGUGGAGUUGGCAAGAGCACAUUCUCUGCCCAACUUUCAUUCGCCCUAGCAGCUAUGGACUUCCAGAUAGGUCUACUUGACGUUGACAUUUGUGGCCCAAGCAUCCCAAAGAUGCUUGGCCUAGAAGGUCAAGGAAUCCACAAGAGCAACCUCGGCUGGUCUCCUGUCUAUGUUGAUGGUAAUAUCGGGGUCAUGUCAAUUGGAUUUUUGCUUCCUGGUCCUGAUGAAGCUGUCAUAUGGAGGGGCCCUCGCAAGACUGGGCUCAUCAAGAAUUUUCUGAAGGACGUGUACUGGAAUGAACUUGAUUUUUUGGUUGUUGAUGCUCCUCCCGGGACCUCAGAUGAGCAGAUCUCAAUUGUUCAAUGCCUUGGGGCUACUGGAAUAGAUGGUGCAAUUAUUGUCACCACUCCGCAGCAAGUCUCCUUGAUUGAUGUGCGAAAAGAAAUCACUUUCUGCAAAAAAGUUGGAGUUAAGGUUCUUGGGGUUGUUGAGAACACGAGUGGCUUGUGCCAGCCGUUGAUGGAUUUCAAGUUUAUGAGGAUGACAGAGACAGGUGAACAUAUAGAUAUUUCGGAGUGGGUUAGGGAAUAUCUUAGAGAGAAAGCACCAGGACUUCAAAAUUUGAUUGCUUGCAGUGAAGUGUUUGAUAGUAGCAGUGGUGGUGCAGAAAAAAUGUGCAGGGAAAUGGAUGUGCCUUUUCUUGGGAAGGUGCCAUUGGACCCACAGCUUUGUAAGGCUGCUGAAGAAGGUAGAUCCUGCUUCAUUGAUAAUAAAUGCCAGUUGAGCGCUCCUGCACUGAAGAUCAUCAUAGAAAAACUGAUUGAAAAUAAUGGAUUCUCAAGAAUGUUGGUAGAUAGUGCAUAGGCUGUUAGCUUCAGCUUGUGGUCCUUAUGUGGAUCAAAAUUCUGUGUUUUUCUGUCCCCUUUUCUGUUUAAUGAUAGCAUGGAUUCUUUAGCUUCGGCUUAUAUGUAUUUAUUCAAAACAUGGCGGCUACGUGAAUAUAAUGAUAUUUAACCUCUGGAGUUUU
Messenger RNA from Quercus lobata, 1395 nucleotides. RefSeq names its product cytosolic Fe-S cluster assembly factor NBP35-like. The record is from RefSeq and is a predicted model, not a curated record. NCBI's taxonomy places the organism in Eukaryota, Viridiplantae, Streptophyta, Magnoliopsida, Fagales, Fagaceae. Gene Ontology annotation, molecular function: ATP-dependent FeS chaperone activity; ATP binding; 4 iron, 4 sulfur cluster binding. Gene Ontology annotation, cellular component: cytosol. Gene Ontology annotation, biological process: iron-sulfur cluster assembly. The coding region runs from base 165 to 1232 and encodes 355 amino acids. The transcript has 3 exons.